GGAUUUGGUAAGAGGCGUUGUCGCACACCAACAAGCUCUUCCAGGAUUAGCUAUAUACCCGCCGCUCAGCACACAUUUUCAUACAUUGCACAUUUAGGCGCUCGGUGCAGCACACUAAUCGUCAGAGUUUAAAAUAUUCCAAGAAAUAAAGAUUUAGCAAUGGCCAACUACAUUCACGUACCCGAUGAAGCUCCCGCUGUGCCCAAAAUAGAUGUUACAGUGGACGAAAGCGACUACAGAUCUGGUGCACUGAAGCUGUUGAAGGAGCUGAGACCGAGCUGGAAGCCAUCUGAGGUCAAAGUGAAGUUUUUCACAGAUGGGAUAACCAAUAAGCUGCUGGGCUGCUACGUGGGUGCAGUCAUGCAGGAUGUGGUUCUGGUCCGUAUUUAUGGCAACAAAACAGAAUUGUUGGUUGACCGAGAAAACGAAGUAAAAAGUUUCAGAGUACUACAUGAAAACCGCUGUGCCCCACACCUAUACUGCACCUUCAACAAUGGUCUUUGUUAUGAAUUCCUGCAAGGAACUGCCCUGGAGCCUGAGCAUAUUCGCAGCGCACCUGUGUUCAGUCUCAUUGCCAGGCAGCUUGCCAAGUACCAUGCCAUCCAUGCCCACAAUGGCUGGGUGCCGCAGUCUGACAUGUGGCUGAAGAUGGGAAAGUACUUUGCUCUCAUCCCCAAGUACUUUAAGGACCCUGCGCAGAACGCCAGGUUGAGUAUGGAGGUGCCAAGCCCACGGUGCCUCCGAGAAGAGCUGGUGUGGCUCCAGCAGAGCUUGUCUGUGCUGGGCUCCCCCGUAGUUCUCUGCCACAACGACCUGCUCUGCAAAAACAUAAUUUAUAAUGAGGAGGCAGGCAAUGUAAAGUUCAUUGACUACGAGUAUGCUGGGUACAAUUACCAAGCCUACGACAUUGGGAAUCAUUUCAAUGAGUUUGCUGGCCUGAAUGAGGUGGAUUAUAGUCACUACCCAGAGCGGACCUUUCAGCUGCCGUGGCUCCGCUCCUACCUGGAGGCCUAUAAGGAGCACAAAGGCCAGGGCAGUGAAGUAACUGACAGAGAGGUGGAGAUUCUUUAUGUCCAAGUCAACCAUUUUGCCCUGGCAUCUCAUUUCUUCUGGGGUCUCUGGGCUCUGAUUCAGGCCAAGGUCUCCACCAUCGACUUUGACUUCUUGGGAUAUGCAGUCCUGCGCUUUAACCAGUACUUCAAGAUGAAACUGGAUGUGGCUGAGCUGAAUUUACCCGAGUAAAAGCCCCCGCCCCCUCAUCUUCUCCUCCUCCUGCUCUUCCUCCCUUCCAAUCUGCUCUGAGACUCACAUGAUGACUGCAGAGCGCCCUGUAGGGUUUGUUAGUAGGAAAGCGCCAGACUGAGAGUCUUUCCUGUUCAGUGCCUACAGGGUCCCUCUAAAUGUCCGUAUCUCUAUAGAUUGAAUGGACCACGACCUUCUCCAUCCAAUGCUGUCGCGCCUUUGUAAACUGGUAGCCCAAAUCAUUUGUAAUGUGGGCAUAUGUGAAGUAGACACUUUUAAGACCUGCUACAAUGUGAAGCCCACAUGGCUGAAUUUAUUCUGGUCAUUUCAAUUAUUCUAAUAUCAACUGGGAUAUAAACAUGAUAUUGGUGUAUUUUAUUUGUAUAAGCAGCUUUUCUUGUAGCUCAAAUUACUAAGUUGGUAGUGGAAUGUCACCUUAUUCACCACCAACCUAUAGUAAUCACUUACAUGACUGACCGGUGGCCCAAACACUAAUCUGAUCACCUGGAGACAGCUUCCUCAUACUGUAUGUGCAUUCUAGCCAGCCAAGCUAAUGACCAAAUUUAUAUUUACAUGAAAGCAAUACAAAGCCUUCUUUGUUUGCUAAAGAACCAAGAUGAAAGAAUAAAAAAAUAAAUUCCAACAUGGAAAGGCCAGUGCUGGCCCUAAAUCCCACGUGAGAUGAGUCACUCAAAAACAAAACAGAAAACGAAAACAAACUUGUGGCCUGCCUUGUGACUCUCUUGUUUUCAUCAGCAUCCUGCGCAUGGGUGGUGCACCAGAAUAGCUGUGCAGUCAUUGUGCUGUGUAGUUUGGUAAGGACUUGUGUGUUUUGACUUGCUGGACUGACGGUAGAACCAUUGAGUUGUAAGGAGAGCAUCAAUAUUUGUACUGCAUAUCAGUGAGCGGUCUUUUGACUUGAGGGAGAUUUUCACUGUAAUGUGCGUUUCAUGUUUGUUUUGACACUUGGCUUUUGUCAAAGUCUUGACUGGGGACAAGCUUGCAUCUCACUGUAAUUUGAACAUUCCAUGUUCAUAAUGCUAGAUAGGUAAUUUGGUUGUAGUUCACAUGGUAAGUUAGCAGUGCUGGGGACGUUAUUCACUGUGACAUUGACUGAAAGGCAUGCUGUACUAAACGAGACCAAACAAUUAUAUUGUCUGCUCCGUGUCAGGGAAGGUUUGGGAAUCGUCUCUAAUAUUACAGAACACUGCUGUUCAGUCCUAAUGAAGUAAGUUUUUUUUUUUACACUUUUAGACCAGUUUUCACUCCCGUGUGUGUGUGUAUUAGGACAAGUGUGAUACGGCCUUGCUGACUGUCAGAUUGCUGAGCCAUUAUUGGUAUGCACAUUUUUAAGCGCCCAAUGUUGAAAGAAUUUUGGGGGAAAAGAAAGAAAGUGGAGUUGGUUGCUUACAUACAUACAUACUGUUUUGUUAAAAACAUUGUAAUGAAAGUCAGCUGUUAGUGGGACCUGAGGAGCAAGAGCACCAUCUGUUGGAGAAAAAAAAUAAUGGCUGCUGUCGGUGACUGUUCUUGUUAUUCACCUUUGACCUUCAUGUUAAAAUGUUCAUGGUUUUUAAAUGAGCUUUAGGAGGCCCUUUUUGAAAAACUAAAACAAGUUAAUCUCUUGGUUACUUUAACAAGCCUACACCAAAGUGCUGACAUCUGUUUUUUGCUUGUACAUAAUGCACACUAUCAUUUUCCAUGUAGCAAAAAAGAGAAUUAGAAUAACUAUUAUAGACUUUUUAUACUUGUUGUUGAGGCUGAGGUCUUUGAGAGUGUGUAGAUGUUUGCUAAUGCAGUAGCAGAUUACUAUUGGGGCAAAUAUAGCAUAUUUUUUAAAGAAGAAUUACAAAAUUUAAAGUGCCAGAAGAGCACCUGAUUUUUUUCCGAGCAAUUUAAACAUGAGCGUUACAUGUAAAAUAUGAUGAAACACGUUUUCUUGUUUACUCCACAACAGUCUGCAAAUCGCAUGUUUGCCCAGGUAUUCUCAGUUGCAACAAGUUUGCAAAGCUCCGUGAAGAGCCAUUACUGACAAGACUGGUCCAUGUCUCAUGUUCACACUCCUCUGCCCGUGUGCCUGUGAAAGCUCUUGUUUUGAAAUUACGGGUUUGAAGGUUAGGCCUAUUAUUUUCUUUAUUUUAGUGUUGUGUUUUUCAUGCUGUAAAAAAAAAUCUAAAUUAAGAUGGAAGAAUUAAGAAGUAGUUUGUUGGGCCUAAUAUGAAUUUAAAAUAUAUGUUUAUAUUUGGUGGUAAAGAAUUUUGAUACGUUACUGGUUUAACUUGAGUUGGAGGAACGAGAGAAUGUUUUCUGUUGGGUUAGUAGUAACUAUCAGACUACAUUUACACAAUGCGUGAAAUUGAAUGCACUUGUCUAAUUUGACUGCCACGUAAUCAGAAUGGUUAAAAUUUUAUAAAUACUGCUGAAAUAUUUCCUAUAUGCUUUAUUUCCCCAUCCAUCUGAAAUGAAUGCUUUUUCACUGUACAUUAUACAUAGGCCAUCGUAGUACUGCUAAAAAUAUGAACCUCCACUACUAUUUAACAUUGUACAAAAGUCUGUCCUAAAAAUUCUCUGGCCACUUUAGCAUAUGUUUAUAUGUACAGUAAUCACAUUUAAUAAUAUCCUUGCUUGUUCUCAAAUGUCAAUGAAUGUACAUAGAGGGAGUUCUUUUUUUUUUUUUUUUUUUUUUUUCUAAAAGUUGCAUUAAAGUGAAUAAUUGCCUGGGGUAAGAGUUGAAAUAAACAAAUGACAUUUUCAAUACUGUAAACAUGCUUUGAGAAAUAAAGUCUAUUUACCCUUA
This is a messenger RNA of Sander lucioperca (pikeperch), 4039 nucleotides long. RefSeq names its product ethanolamine kinase 1 (gene etnk1). The record is from RefSeq and is a predicted model, not a curated record. The transcript is spliced from 8 exons. The coding region runs from base 160 to 1242 and encodes 360 amino acids. Gene Ontology annotation, cellular component: cytoplasm. Lineage: Eukaryota; Metazoa; Chordata; Actinopteri; Perciformes; Percidae. Gene Ontology annotation, biological process: phosphatidylethanolamine biosynthetic process. Gene Ontology annotation, molecular function: ethanolamine kinase activity.